Dipodomys spectabilis (banner-tailed kangaroo rat) is the source of this 2767-nucleotide messenger RNA. It is a transcript of the gene Fam120b, whose product is annotated as family with sequence similarity 120B. Gene Ontology annotation, cellular component: nucleus. The transcript is spliced from 11 exons. NCBI's taxonomy places the organism in Eukaryota, Metazoa, Chordata, Mammalia, Rodentia, Heteromyidae. The coding region runs from base 187 to 2484 and encodes 765 amino acids. The record is from RefSeq and is a predicted model, not a curated record.
AAUGCGUGGGUCGAGGCUGAGGGCGGGGUGAGCCCGGUCCUCUGCGGCCGGAGGGACCCUGGGCCCGCAGUCGGUCGGGGACCCGGCCUGGGCCCGCGCGGCCUCCCGCUUCCACGUCCGCCGCGCUCCGCGGAGACCCGGCCCGGCCCGGCCCUUCCCGGCGCUCCCCUGAGGUUCCUUCCAGUUAUGGGUGUGAGAGGCUUGCAGGGAUUUGUAGGAAGUUCCUGCCCUCAUGUAUGUACAGUGGUGAAUUUCAGAGAGCUGUCAGAACACCACCGAAGCACGUACCCAGGAUGUACUCCUACCAUCGUGGUGGAUGCCAUGUGCUGUCUCCGAUAUUGGUAUACUCCAGAAUCUUGGAUCUGUGGUGGCCAGUGGAGAGAAUACUUUUCUGCUUUGCGUGAUUUUGUUCAAACCUUUACAGAUGUUGGUAUCAAGUUGGUAUUCUUCUUUGAUGGCAUGGUAGAGAAGGGUAAGAGAGAUGAGUGGGUGAAGCGGAGACUUAAGAACAACAGAGAAAUAUCCAGAAUUUUCCAGCAUAUCAAGUCACACAGGGAGCAGCCAGGCAGAAACAUGUUCUUUAUUCCUUCUGGGCUUGCUAUAUUUACACGAUUUGCUCUGAAGACCCUGGGUCAGGAAACUUUGUGUUCUUUACAGGAAGCAGAUUAUGAGGUGGCUUCCUAUGGUCGCCAGCACAACUGUCUUGGAAUUCUUGGGGAAGACACUGAUUACUUGAUUUAUGACACUUGUCCCUACUUUUCAAUUAGUGAACUCUGUUUAGAGAGUCUUAGCACUGUCAUGCUCUGUCGAGAGAAGCUCUGUGAAAGUUUGGGCCUCCAGGUGUCAGACCUUCCUCUGUUGGCAUGCUUACUUGGCAAUGAUGUUGUUCCAGAGGGCAUGUUUGAAAGCUUUCGGUACAAGUGCUUGUCUUUCUACACUUCUGUGAAAGGAAACUUUGACAAAAAAGGUAGUGUUAUCUUAGCUGUGUCAGACCACAUAUCUAAAGUUCUUCACUUGUAUCAAGGUGAGAAAAAAUUAGAAGAAAUGUUACCUUUGGGACCAAACAAAGCUCUCUUUUACAAAGGAGUAGCAUCCUAUCUUUUGCCAGGACAGAAAUCUCCAUGGCUUUUCCAAAAACCCAAAGGUGUAAUAAUGGAAAAGCAAACAAUAGCCAUAAAUUCAGAGGUUUCCCUAUAUACAGAUUCUGAUUCCAAGCCAGAAGCUCCCAUGUGUACAGAUUCUGAUUCCAAGCAAGAAGGCCACAUGCAUACAGAUCCUGAUUCCAAGCAAGAAGUUCUCAUGCGUACAGAUCCUGAUUCCAAGCAAGAAGUUCCCUUGUAUACACACUCUGAAAUCAAGCACAAAUUAUCUGUGGGAGCAGAUCCUGAAUUGAAUCCAGAAGCACCUGAAAAUAAAGAAGAAGAUCUUAUGAAUGCAGAGGCUGAAAUAAAGCAAGAGCUAACCAUGGUUUCAAACCCUGAAAUCUUAAAGGUUGCUAGGAUGCAUCACGUACAUGCAGAAAGUUACCUGGUGUACAACAUCAUGAGUAGUGGAGAGAUUGAAUGCAGCAACACACUGGAGGAUGAGCUGGACCAAGCUCUGCCCAGCCAGGCCUUCAUCUACCGUCCUGUCCGGCAGCGGGUGUACUCACUUUUACUGGGAGACUCUAAAGAUGGAGCUAGCACUGACCCAGUGGUCAAAGAGUGGUUCGUCUACCCUGGGAAUCCACUGAAACACCCAGACCUUGUCAGGCCGCUGCCAAUGACUGUUCCAGGGGGAACACCUAGUUUGGAAGUUUUGUGGCUGAACCUAGAACCAGCAGCACAGAACCAGCGCCUGGACACACUGCUAGCUUGCUUCAACCUCUCUUCCUCAAGAGAAGAGCUGCAGACAGUUGAAAGCCCGUUGAGAGCUCUGUGCUGCCUCCUGAUCUACCUCUUCGUCCAGGUAGACACACUUUGUCUGGAGGAUUUGCAUGCAUUUAUUGCUCAGGCCUUGUGCCUCCAAGGAAAAUCAACUGCCCAGCUUGCAAAUUUACAGCUAGAUUAUAUUAGUCCCAGAGCUGUACAGCUUGGGUCCCUCUUCAUCCGUGGCCUCACCACCCUGGUGCUGGUCAAUAGUGCGUGCGGCUUUCCCUGGACCAUGAGUGCAUUCAUGCCUUGGAACGUGUUUGAUGGCAAGCUUUUUCAUCUGAAGUACUUACAAUCUGAAAAGGGAUAUGCUGUAGAGGUUCUUUUGGAACAAAAUAGAUCUUGGCUCACAAGAUUCCAAAACCUGAAGGCAGUGGUCUGCAAAGCUUGUGGAAGGGAGAACCGACGCAUUGUGGGCAAGUCACACUGGACCUCUCACCACACAGGGAGAUGGGGGAGACAGGGUUCCAGUUCCCACAGGACAAGCCCCACGUACAGCCAUUCCAGACAAGGACAGCCAUGGAGAGACCAAGGAAGCAGACAGUACGAGUAUGACCACUGGAGAAGGUACUAGGCCUCAUCCAGUUAUUUUUUCAGAUAAGGUCUUAAUUUUUUUGCCCAGGGCUUUGGAUCUCCAUCUUCCUACCUAUACCUCCUACACAAGUGACUGGAAUCACAAGUGACUGCCACCUUGCCUGGUCUACUGGUUGAAGUGAAAUCUCACCAACUGUUUCCCCCAUUGGCCUUGAUCUUUAAUCUCUGCAUCUCAAGUAACCAGAAUUACAGAUAGGAGGCUAAAAGUUCUAUUUUCUCCUUAUUUGUGUAACAAAUAAAUUUCUCCUUAGACUGAGAAUUGA